CUUCUUUCAGAAGGGAUCAAUAAAGCAUGAAAAAAGCCAUCUGUAAAGCAUGAAAAAAGCUGUUGCCAUGUAUCUUUAAGAAUCUAUGGUCGGAGAAGCCACCGUAAAGGUUAAGUGAUGCACGUAAGAUGUUUGAAGAAACGUCCAUGAGAAACAUUUUUACUUUGAAGUUCAGUGUUCAUGAAAUUGAAAUGAAACCGCAAGUCUGGCUGUGACAUCGCCUGUCAAGUGAGUAUAAUUGAUGCCCUAUUACUUUUUCUUGGUCCUAUUAGUGGGACUUGAAAGAUUUGUCAUAGGCUGAUUAUUUUUGUACUUGAUUCUAUUUAAUUCUAAUCGAACCUUCUAUGUAUUUGCCUGUUGGUAAAAGUAAGUCCUUAGAGCUAUGUAGUUCUCAGUUGUGGGCAAUUUCAUACCAAGAUUAUUGAAGAUGAGAAGGACAAUAAUCGAGGUAGUUCCUCCAAGGUUAAGGGAACUGUGGAGUGAAUGGCAGCUACGAGUAGUGGUUCUAGUUAGCCUUAUCCUCCAAAUAGUUCUAAUCAUUUUUGGCAAUCGCAGAAAGCACAUUCCAAGAACUUGGAUUAGAUUUGUUGUUUGGUCUGCCUAUCUGGCUGCUGAUUCAGUAGCCACUAUUGCCCUUGGUGUAAUCUCAGGUAAUCUCGGUGACAUUUAUAAAGAUAAUGGUUCUAUAGACACAAAUGUUGAACUAAAUGCAUUUUGGGCACCAUUUCUGUUGUUGCAUUUGGGUGGCCCGGAUACCAUUACUGCAUACUCCAUUGAAGACAAUGAGCUGUGGUUAAGGCACUUUCUUGGACUAGUUGUGCAAUCAUUUGGCACAAUUUACAUUUUCCUCAUGGCCUGGACAGGCUCCCGUCUUUCCUUUCUGACCAUUGUGAUGAUUUUUGUUGGCCUUAUAAAGUAUGGAGAGAGGACUUGGGUUCUUCGUUCAGCAAGCUACGACCAACUUAAAGGCUCCUUGAGUAUCGCUCGCAUUGAUCCUAGCCCUGGAAACUCCCAUCUAAUUGAGGAAUACAAUCUGAGGUAUGGUGAGGGAUACAAUGUGAUACCUAAUAGAGUGAUUGAAGUUCAACUUCCUGUGGAUUCUGCUAUUUUUGAAGAUGAUUCCAUCUCCAAGGAUGAUGAAUUACUUACUGCAUACGGGUUGUUUCAAAUAUUCAAGGGCCUUUUUGUGGAUGUCAUGCUCGGGUUCCGAGAUCGGGAUACCAGCCAAAUUAUUUUUCAGAGCAUAUCUUAUGAGAAAGCUUUCAGGCUGAUUGAAAUGGAACUGGGAUUCAUUUAUGAUAUGCUUUUUACCAAAGCAAUGUUGGUCCAUAAUCCUUGGGGCUUUUUCCUGCGCAUUGUUAGUUUCACUCUUACUUGCAUUGUGUUGGUGCUCUUCUCAUUAGCUACUGAGAUGAAAAACUACUCAAAGCUUGAUCUUUCCAUAACUUUCCUGCUGCUGGUUGUAGCUAUUUCUCUAGAGAUGUAUGCAACACUACUAUUGCUUUCCUCAAAUUGGACCAAUGUUUUGUUGAGCAUGCAUAAGAAAACAACCACCUUGCAAGCAAUUAAUUCUCUUCCAUUGCUUCGAAGCCCUCAGUGGUCGAAUUCCAUAGCUCAAUAUAGUCUUCUUAGCUUCAUCCUCAAAGAUCAGCCCAUGGUUUGCCGUGGAAUCUUGAAGCACUUCAACUUCAUUGAACAGUUAGAGCAACAUAGACAUGUAAACUACAUGGAAGUCCCUCUCAUUCUGAAAGAAUGGAUCUUCAAUCAUCUACGAAAGAAACUCAGGGAAAUGCAGAAGGAAAAAGAACCAGGCACAUACAAUCUAGAAGCCUUGCGCAUUGCAAGAGGAAACCUUGUGGUGCAAAAUUAUAAUCAUAAUGAAUUGGAUUGGAGCACCAAGGUAGAGUUUGAUCAGAGCAUCCUCAUCUGGCACAUUGCUACUGAUAUUUGCUGCAACAUGGAAACUGAAACAGGUAGUAUUCAAUCAAAGAUUGAAAUGAGCAAAGUAAUGUCACAGUAUAUGAUUUAUCUGCUAGUCAUGAAACCUUCAAUAUUACCAACUGGUAUGGGUGAGCUCAUCUAUGAACACACUUGUACAGAGGCUGUGAAAUUUUUUAGCACCGCGGGCAAAACUGAUCCUCAUACAAAGUUACUUCAACAAUAUACCACUAGGCCCCAAUUGGUUGGAGACAAGUACAGAUCAAGGAAGUCUGUUUUAUCAGAUGCCUGUAGGCUUUCAGAAGGCCUGAUCAGUAUUUCAAAUAAGGAAGAGAAAUGGAGUAUGAUUGUUGAUGUUUGGGUGGAGAUCAUAGCCUAUGUCGCGAAUCAGAGCAAUGGAAAACAGCAUUCAGUUCAACUAACUAGUGGGGGUGAAUUUCUAACUCAUGUGUGGCUUCUCAUGGCACAUUUUGGCUUGACACAGCACUUCCAGACACCUCAACCCCGUGCAGUAGCUGGACUGAUUGUGAGAUAAGCUACCAUAUUCUCCUUUGUGUCAUAUGUUUGUCAAGUGAUUCUCUUGGCUUGGCUAGUUAGUGAUAAUUUGCAUUUGUUUUUGUGCAUAAGCAUAAUUAUCUCAAUUGAAACACUGUAGUCUGUAUUUGCCCCAUAAGUUCCAUGCUGCCUCUUUAUUCUCUAUAGCACCUAUAUUUAUAGUAUCAUUACCAAUGAUGGUUAAGUGUUGAUUGUGUUGAGAAUUUCUGCAACAGAAAUUCCUUUGUCCAAUGAUUUUCAGCACUUUAAAUGAAUUUACUUCUCUUUUUUUA
Diospyros lotus (date-plum) is the source of this 2765-nucleotide messenger RNA. RefSeq lists its product as uncharacterized. The transcript is spliced from 2 exons. The coding region runs from base 428 to 2473 and encodes 681 amino acids. The record is from RefSeq and is a predicted model, not a curated record. NCBI's taxonomy places the organism in Eukaryota, Viridiplantae, Streptophyta, Magnoliopsida, Ericales, Ebenaceae.